AUUACUUAACAAAUGUAUAACAUAAACGUUAAAUUCUUUUUUAUAUUAAUAACUACGCUAAGUAUAAAAUCAUUUACAUAACCAGUUAUUUACAUUGUGUUAACGUUUACCUAUGAUCUGAAGUCUAAACCUAGGAAACGAGCUAGUAACCGACUUGAUGUUAUAACCUUGUUUACCCGUAUUCGUAAACGGUACUGCCAUAUAGGCGUGGUACGGGACGCGAGGUCGGCUACUCGGCUCGUUUACUUUAAUAGUUUUCUGUCAUGGGUGUCAUGGCGUCAUAGAACAUUUUGUUGUUAAACCUUAACGGCUUAUUGCUCAACAUGUUUUCUAAACUCGCUUCGAUAAUCGACGUCAGUGAAUCACGGUUCAAUAUUAUCACGUAACUACUCUAUAAAUUGUUAUUCGUGUACUCACAUUGUUAAUUGUUAUAAUAGUGCGUACUGAUGUCGGUAAUUUGGAAUUCAAUGCAUUUAAUUUUAAUAUAAUCGUUUGAUUGACAUUUACUUUUGUUUACAAUAUUCAAUAUGACGUGGUCGGUUAUUCACUUCUUUAAAGAUAAUGGAGUAGAGGUAGUACCUAGCACAUGGUUUAAAGUUGAUAAUUGUGCUUGGCCUAAGACCCAUGUGAAACGUUUUAUUAAAAACCAAUGUAUACCAAAUACUAGAGGGUUCAAAGCUAGGGCAUUGUCUACAAAUAUUUAAUCGUUUCUUGUUGCUCGAACGAAAUGCAAAAAAUAAUUGAUCACUUCGGAUUUAUCAUCUACUGAAGAUGACAAUUAUUCUAAAAUAAAAAAUAUAAAUAAUGGAAAAAAAUCAAAAUCUGGUAAUAAUUGCAGUAAUAACAAAAAAACGGGAUAUGGCGCUGACAAAUCAGACAUUGAAACUGAUAGCGAUGACAAUAAUUAUGAAUUACCAGCUUAUGAUUCUGGUGAUAAUAAUUCCAGUACAAAUAACAUUAAUUGUCUGUCUAAGAAAUCUUGUGUUGAUGAUAUGCUUGUCAAAUCACCAUCAAAAACUCCAGUUUUUGAAUCUAUUGAUGAUAAUUUCUGCAUGGUGAAAAAUGUGUCACCUUAUAGAAGAAAUAAACAUUUUGUACUUUCUCCUAAUAAUUUGGCAAGAGCAGAAAAAAACAAAAAGAGAAAUUUAUCUGAAUCUCCUAGAAAAUUAUAUCCAUCUCCUGAAACUUUUCAAUCACUAUUAGAAAAUAAACAAAAAACGCCUCCAAAACCAAAUAAAUUAAAAAAUUCUUCAGAAGAUCAAUUUAAGGAACUCAUUUUAUACAAUCUGUUAGUAUUGAAACACAGCAUUAGAAACAUCAAUGAAAAAUUGACAUUGGUUGUCGAAAGGCAGAUUUCACACAAUUAUAAUGUUGAAGAAUCUAAUGAUCUUACAUUAGAAUAUUCUAAUUUGGACUGCUUAUUACCAAUUGAUGAAGAAGAUACAUUAGACAAUAUAGAAGAACAGAUAAGAAGUACCAUGCAUCAUUGACUAAACAGUUAGCUGGACUUGGUGGAAAAAGUAUCAAAGUCAUGGUCAAAAGAAUCAUGGGAUAUUUGUUCACUGACAACAUCUUAGCCUUAUAUUGUGGCAGAGCAAAUAAAAAAAAAUGUUUUGCAAAUCUAUCAAUUUCAAAAGUUAUAUAUGUUGUAAAUAUAUUAUUUAUUUUUACGUAAUAUGCACUCAUAAAUUCUUCUAUUACUUCUCUUUAUCUAUUAUAUUAUAAUAUUAUGAAUAACUGGUAGUAUAUAAUAUAACUAAGAAUUUGUUAUACUCUUAAAGUCUUAUAUAACAGCUACCUUUUUAAAUUAAUAACUUUCAUUAUAUAUUUUAGUCAAUAAGUUAUUUAUGGAAGUUAAUAAUUACUAAUAUUCACAUAGAAAAUGUUUAAUUCCAAAACAACUAUUUUAAUAAUGCUAUAAUUAUGAUUUAAUACUUUUUCUUUGAUUCAAGCAAUUUAAUCCUAUAUAUUUGAUAUAUUAUAUUAUCUAAAAUAAUAAUUAUACAUAUAAAUGUAAUAUAUGCCGGUCUAUAUGGAGUUUAAUGGAUGGAAUAUGAAUAUGUGUUUAAUAUAUUAUAAUAAUAUGCCUUCUACCAUUAAAAUGCAACUAUUAAUUUUUGUUUUUAUAAUUAUUAUUGUUAUUUGUUUUAUUGUCCAGAUGCUGUUAAAUCAAUUAAACGAUUUAAUAAUGAAUCAUCGACCGAUGAAAUUGAAAAAUACAUUAAAGGAGCACACAACACAAAAAAAAAAUGUCUUUAAAUUUUUUUAAAUGUUAAACAAUUUUAGGUAUGGCUAUAUGAAAUUAUUUGGUGAAAAUCCGAUGUAAAAAAAAUGAUAACUUUAAGAGAUAUUAAGAAAUGUAGAAUAGUGGUGUGACGUCAUUGGGCCCUACUCGUCGUAAUCGCCUAUCUUAUACGUGUAAAAGUUCUUCGCUUCACACAACGAUUUACUAACCUAAACAUUUUAUUUUUGAAAUUUGAUUUACGUAUUAAUGUGUGGUUUUAUGUGUUUAAGACGAUGCAAGUAUCAGAAUUUCAAUAUGACGUUUAGUUUUUUAUAAAUUAAAAAUCUUAAAAUGUACAUUUUUGUUAAAU
Metopolophium dirhodum (rose-grain aphid) is the source of this 2594-nucleotide messenger RNA. RefSeq lists its product as uncharacterized. The record is from RefSeq and is a predicted model, not a curated record. The transcript has 9 exons. The coding region runs from base 993 to 1490 and encodes 165 amino acids. NCBI's taxonomy places the organism in Eukaryota, Metazoa, Arthropoda, Insecta, Hemiptera, Aphididae.